Lethenteron reissneri (Far Eastern brook lamprey) is the source of this 1843-nucleotide messenger RNA. Its product is annotated as NF-kappa-B inhibitor-like protein 1. Gene Ontology annotation, biological process: negative regulation of canonical NF-kappaB signal transduction. Lineage: Eukaryota; Metazoa; Chordata; Hyperoartia; Petromyzontiformes; Petromyzontidae. The record is from RefSeq and is a predicted model, not a curated record.
ACAGACAUUCUUGGCUCAUAGUAAAUACCGUUUGUGUGAAUCGUGCAUACCGUGCGUAUUCAUUUUUCUAAUGAUUCCAUGUGUAUAUCACGAAUGUGGAAUGAUGGUUGUGCCCCCGUGUCUCAUGAACAGCAGUUACAUAACCAGUUCUAACCCUGCUAUCUUCUCCGCAGUGUCUCAGUAUCGCAACGUCUCCUCAUCGCUCUAUCCCAACCGUCUCGAUGGGAGUUUCCCGCCGGCUGCUGCGCCGUCUGCGCCGCUGGGCGCGCCGCGGCUCGUGCCGCCGCCUCCGCUCGCUGCUGCGCCGCCACCCGGAGAUCUGCGGGGCGGGGGCCGGGGGGAGCUCGGCGGCGGGGGCGGCCCUGAUCUCGGCGAGCCGCCGGGGCCACGCGUCCGUGGUGCGGCUUCUGCUGCGCCGCGGCGUGGACGGAGCGGCGACCAGGGGUCGCGGCGGGGAGACGGCGGCGCACGCAGUGGUGCACAGGGCGCUUAGACGGCCCGCGGACAAGGGCUGCCUCCGCGUGAUCGCCCUGCUGCGCAAGUACUGCCCGGACUGCCUCCAGGUGCGCAACCUGGACGGCAUCACCGCAGCACACCUCCUGGCUCGCCUGCCUCACCAGGGCGGGCUUGCGGAACAGCAGGAGGAGGCGGUGUCGCUGGUGGGGGCCAUGCUGGGCGAGCGUGGGGGUUGGGGCUCCGAGGAGGAGGGGCCGUGGGGAAGCCGUGGGGAGGACUCCGCGUGGCUGCGCCGCGUGCAGGACGAGUGUGAGGACGAGUACAACACUGCCUGGGGGCGCUACGAGGACGACUUCGAGGCGGCGGACGGCAACGGCUCCGAGCCCGAGACCUUCGAGGGCUGGGUUCAGCGCCUGGCCCGGGAGCAGCGCGAGCGCAGCCGCCCGGGCCCCAGUGCCGCCGAGCUCCGGCGCCGGCGGCUCCGCGAGGAGCGCGAGCGGCGCGAGGAGCGCUGGCGGCAGGAGCUGCGAGCGACGCUCGCCACGGAGCACUCGGAGCGCCAGCGCCGCGCGGCCGCGGCCUCCUCCGCCGCGGCCGACGCCGCGGCCGCCGCCAAGGAGUCGUACGAGCGCCGGCUCCUGGCCGCGGCGGAGAAGCUGGCGCGGUCGGCCGAGUCCGCUGCCGAUUCUGCCGGGGGUGGGGCGCAGCGGCAGGGGGAGCUGCGGUACGAUGACAUCCCGUGGCCGGCGCCGCACGGCACCGCCGAGGAGAUGGCGGCGGUGCUGGCGCACGGCGUGGACCGGACGGAGGAGGGAGGCGCCCCCUACAGGCGCCACCUACGCCGCCAGCUCGUGUUGUGGCACCCGGACAAGUUCGAGCAGCGGUUUGGCGCAAGGCUGCACGUGGCCGAGCGGGAGGGCGUCCUGCGCACCGUCAAGGAGUUGUCGCAGGCACUCAACAGGCUCAUGGGGGCCAGCGCCACGUGAUCGCGGUGGUGGUGAUGAGGAAGAUGGUGGUGACGGUGGAGGUGAUGGUGGUGGUGAUGGUAGUGGUGAUGAUGAAGUUGGUGAUGGUGGUGAUGAUGAUGAUGAAGGUGAUGAUGGCGAGCUGUGGUGCAGCGGUUUAGCGCGCCGGGCGUGGUGCUGGCCGCCCACCCCCUCAGGUGCUGUACUGGCCUUCAUAGGUACUACUUGUUCACUUGCCCCAACGGUCUUUGUGUGAAUGUGUGCAUCGGGUCACGCCACUCCUCUUUGCACGAAUACACGUCACAAUAUUACUAAAUGUAAAUUAUCUGAAAGUCUGAAAAAUGUACAAACAUACUCUUCAAAUGUUGAAAAUCCAACAAUUUUUAAUACAAAGAUUAUCCUGAUGUGUACACACGUGUCUG